GUGAAUGAUAAAACAUUAAAUCAAAUCAAAUGUUUAUUGAUUGACAUGAAAAGGUUACGACAAAAAUAUCUAACUUCCAGCAUUGUCUUCAUAAUCCAAUCAUGGGUUGAGUUGACAAUAUUGUGGAGCUCCAUCAAUCCAGUGGGGACUGCAAUUGGUCUGGGAGAUGACUCAUUUGCCGGGCCGGCUCCUCAUCUCGCUGCGGCCGCCGGUCACCCCACCGCCACCGGUUGUCCAGCCGCUGCCAGUCAUCCAACUGCUGCCGCCAGUCGUCCAGCCGCCGCCAGUCGGCCCACCACUGCCAGUCACCCCGCCGCCAGUUGUCCGGCCACCACCGGUCGCCCCACCACUGCCAGUUACCCGGCUGCCGGUCAUCCGGACACCGCUGGUCGCCCCACCGCUGCCAGUCAUCCGGCCACAACUGCCGGUCGCUCCACCACCACCGGUCGCCCCACUGUCGGUGACCAUCCCACUGCCAACAGUCGUCCUGCUGAGGCUGGCAAUCAUCCCGCCGGCUGAGGUCAGGAUGGCUUCAAUUUGGCAGUGACUCUUCAUAUAGGUUCGGUCAACUUUGGUGACCUUGAGGUUAGGUUUGGUUGACUUGAGUGACCUUGAGGUUAGGUUUGGACCAAUUGCAGUCCCCACUGGAUUGAUGGAGCUGCACAAUAUUGUCAACUCAACCCAUGAUUGGAUUAUGAAGACAAUGCUGGAAGAUAGAUAUUUUUGUCAUAACCUUUUCAUGUCAAUAAAUAAACAUUCAAUUUGG
Molecule: messenger RNA, 766 nt
Organism: Nilaparvata lugens (brown planthopper)
Lineage: Eukaryota; Metazoa; Arthropoda; Insecta; Hemiptera; Delphacidae
Product: glycine and tyrosine-rich protein-like
Exons: 2
Coding region: 46-519 (157 amino acids)
Source: RefSeq, a predicted model, not a curated record